AUGGAUCUUAACGACUCUUAUUGUAAUAAUUCACCAGAAUCCCAAGACCUUUUACAAGAUACGUUUGAUAGCAAUAUAGCCAGUUCGAGCACAGGCGUUACUUCCUUUUCUUUAGUUACUAGAAAUAGAAAACCAUCUGUAGUUACACUAUAUUUUCCAAAAAAAAAUACGACUGAUAUUAAUUCUCCAGUUAUUUGUGUUAUUUGCAAAAAUGAAUUCAGCAAAAAAACAUCAACGGGCACAUUAUGCAAGCAUCUUGAUACACAACACCCAGGUGGAGUACGAUUUAAUACUUUAUUGGCUGAGUGGAUUGUUUCAGAUACCUUACUCUUUUCAACUGUUGAAAGUAAAGCAUUAAUUGCUUUGUUACACUUUCUUAAUGCCACUCUUGAGUUACUUUCACGUGAAACUAUCAAGUCAAUUAUACAAAACUCUUUUAUUUCAAUGAGAAGUGAUGUUCAAGCCCUUUUUAGGCAAAUUUUUAUCGAUAUGUGCAUACUACUGCAUCCACAUAACGGUGAAGAUAUUGAAACAAAACUAGAAUCUAUUUUAGCAACUUUUAAUAUUACUACGAAGAUUAUUUGUGCAACUACGGAUAGUGGAUCUAAUGUUAUUUCUGCAAUUCAUUUAUUAAACAUGCAUUUAUCUAUGCAAAAUUUUUAUUUUUAUUCACGUUGUUGUCUUGCACAUGUUCUGUAUCUCAUUGUUAUGGCAGGAAUGACACCAAUUAAAACAUCAAUUGAAAAAGUAUAUAGAUUUGUGAAGGCUAUUACAUCAUCAUCCACAAUCACCCAAGAUUUUAAGAAAAUUGGACAAUUGGUCGAUGAAGACGAAGUAGUUCGCAAAAUUCCACAAGACAUAUCAACUAGGUGGAAUAGUACUUAUCUUAUAUUAUCAGUUUAUACGUCUAUGCCUACAACAAUAGCAGCAAUUAUGAGGCAUCACAAUAAUCUUGUUUAUUACAAGCUUACACUACAAGAAGAUUCUGAUCUUCAAGUUGUUACUCGAUUUUUACAACCAUUUUACGAAGUUACUAAUAUACUUUCUGGUAGCACAUAUGUAACAUUGGGACUUUCUAUUGUAUUAAUAGAUGAUAUUGUUGAUGUUAUUACAUCAUACAUACAAGAUUCCUCAAGCCCUUUAUUUCUUAAAACCGCUGCAACACAAAUGUUGGAAAAACUCAAUCAAUAUAUAGUUUAUAUAUAUGAUAAAGCAGCUUUUAUAGCUUCAGUUCUUGAUCCUCGAAUCAAACUUGAAUUAAUGCCAGUUAAUAUGAACACCCCUGAAAACCGUGACUUUUUUAAUCAUAUUUUUCAAGAUUAUUUGAUGCCUGAACUAAAUGCUAAUAUGGUUUCAAAUACUAAAAAAUUGUCGAAUUCGAUGACAUAUAUGGAACAAGUGGCUCAAAAACAACGGCGAGCUAAUGUUUUAAGUAGUUCAAGCCCAACGGAUGAACUUUCUCAAUAUUUAAGUAAAGCUACCUUACCAAUGAGCAUUAAUCCUUUGGAAUGGUGGAAACUCAAUAGUUUUCAUUUUCCGGGCAUGUCACAAAUGGCUAAAGACUUUCUCGCAAUCCAGGCUAUGUCAGUGCCUUUUGAACAAAUAUUUUCAAAAGCAGGCGAUACUGUUUGGGCUAAACGUGUACGUCUUUCUGAAAAAAGCGUAUAA
Molecule: messenger RNA, 1668 nt
Organism: Racocetra persica
Lineage: Eukaryota; Fungi; Glomeromycota; Glomeromycetes; Diversisporales; Gigasporaceae
Source: the annotation of a GenBank genome assembly